GAUUGUUACCUUGUGCCAUUUGUUCACAAACUUCUAGAAAAACUGCCCGUGUGGAAAGUGUUUAGUCAUGUGACCAUCGCCAGUUGUACAACUACCUAUCACGUGAUUCGUACUCAUUUGUCCAGACGUAUCCCACCACAAGCCAAGACACCGGUUAAAGUCUACUCUUCGCAGUUUGUUCACCAAACGACAGUGACAGUCAUCAUGGCACACCUGAAAUCAUGUAUGCGACUUUUGGCACAAACUUCUAGAACGUGCCAGUCAGCUAGAAGAAGUCUGAGUUCUAAGGCCGGCCAGAGCGUGUACAGAUCAACCAGACCAUUACUACUAGGGGCUAUAACUCUUGGUACUGGAUAUGGUGUCUAUAAAUAUACCAAUAAAGAUGAAAGUCCACUGGAAACAGUCAUGAAAGUUUUACCAAGUAGUGUGUCUGCUGCUGGUCCUCCAGAAAGUCAACCUUCAGUUUAUUCUGAUGGUAAAAACCAUGCCUUGUAUCUGUGGAUAAAUUUGAAACCAACAGCUAAUUCAAAUGAAGUAGCCAAGUCUGUGGCCAAGUUACAGAAAUAUGUUGAUCAAGUAACAGAUCCUAAACUCAAGGAUGAGGAGGAUGAGAUUCUAGCUGGAGUUGGUUUUGGACCCAACUUUUAUGCACAGGUGGCAGGUAAAACAAAGAAAGGCUACACCUACCCACAUCGUAAAGGUGCAUUAGGUGAUAUGCCAAGCUCAGGUGGCGAUGUUUUCAUCCAUGCUAAAUGUAACACACCCAGCAAGUUGUUUGAAUUAGCCCAACUUAUUACCAGGAAUUUACCAAAAGACAGUAUUCAAGACUUCGAAGAUGUUUACAGUUUUGUUUAUCAAAACGGCCGAGAUAUGUCUGGAUUUAUUGAUGGAACUGAAAAUCGUGCUGAUGAAGAAGGUCGACAAGAAGUUGCAGUAGAAAAAGAAACGGGUGGAAGCUAUGUUAUUACACAGAAAUGGUUACAUCAACAUGAUGUUAUUAACAGUGAAAAGGGUAUGUCAACAUUUUUAAAGAUUUAUUCUAAUAAUUUUAUAAUUUAG
Molecule: messenger RNA, 1059 nt
Organism: Patella vulgata (common limpet)
Lineage: Eukaryota; Metazoa; Mollusca; Gastropoda; Patellidae
Product: dye-decolorizing peroxidase YfeX
Exons: 7
Coding region: 205-1059 (284 amino acids)
Cellular component (GO): cytosol
Molecular function (GO): peroxidase activity; heme binding
Source: RefSeq, a predicted model, not a curated record